Molecule: messenger RNA, 1884 nt
Organism: Bactrocera tryoni
Lineage: Eukaryota; Metazoa; Arthropoda; Insecta; Diptera; Tephritidae
Gene: bumpel
Product: sodium-coupled monocarboxylate transporter 1
Exons: 9
Coding region: 1-1773 (590 amino acids)
Biological process (GO): sodium ion transport; transmembrane transport
Cellular component (GO): membrane
Molecular function (GO): symporter activity
Source: RefSeq, a predicted model, not a curated record
AUGACGGACAUAGAGGAUAUUAUUGCGAAGCUGCAGCGCUUUUCGUGGCCGGAUUAUGGCGUCUUCAUAGCCAUGUUUGUGAUCUGCAUAAUGAUCGGCAUCUAUUUUGGCUUCAUGAAUCGCAGUCUUUCCGAGUCCGACUAUCUAAUGGGCGGUCGCAACAUGCUCAUACUGCCCAUCGCACUCUCGCUGGUGGCGAGCUUCAUUUCGGGCAUUACCUUGUUGGGUUUGCCGACGGAGGUCUACUCCUAUGGCGUCCAAUAUUUGUACGUCUCCCUGGGCGUGAUUGCAAUGGGCGUAGUGAUGGGCGUUUUUUACCUGCCUGUCUUUCAUCAGUUGAACAUCACAUCGACAUAUGAGUAUCUAGAGAGCCGCUUCGAUCGUCGUCUACGUAUGUAUGGAUCGGUAAUGUUUGCCAUUAUGAACGUUGCUUAUUUACCAAUUGUAAUCUAUGUGCCUGCCUUAGCCUUCAAUCAGGUGACCGGAGUUGCUGUACACACCAUAACGCCCAUCGUUUGCAUAAUCUGCAUCUUCUACACCAGUUUGGGCGGCAUUAGGGCUGUUGUGUGGACGGAUGUGGUGCAAACGGUGUCGAUGGUGGGCGCGCUGAUACUGGUAGCCGUGAAAGGAAGUCACGACAUUGGCGGCGCAGGUGUGGUGCUAAAAAAUGCUUGGGAAACGAAUCGCAUCGAAGGACCCGACUUGAGUGUAAAUCCCACGGUGCGCCAUACGCUUUGGUCGCAGCUCAUCGGUGGCGUCGUCUAUUGGACCCAAACGAAUGCGGUUUCACAGAAUAUGAUACAGCGGUAUCUUGCUUUGCCCACCUUGCGUGCAGCACGCCUAGCUUUGUGCAUUUUUUGCUCCGGCGUGCUGGUUAUGAUGGCGCUUUGCGGCUACAAUGGUUUGUUAAUUUACGCGACGUACAAGAAUUGUGAUCCGCUCACCACAAAGCUGGCCAAGGCACGCGAUCAGCUACUGCCGCUUUUCGUAAUGGAUACAUUGGGUGAUUAUCCGGGGCUCACGGGGCUAUUUAUCGCCGGAGUAUUUAGCGCUGCACUAAGCUCGCUUUCUACAUGCUUGAACUCUAUGUCUGCUGUGGUGCUGGAGGAUUUUGUCAAACCCUUUGUGAAACGGCCGUUAUCCGAUAAGGCGAUAAAUUGGGUCAUGAGGUCGGUUGUGGUGGGGAUGGGCGCGCUGUGCGUCUGCCUGGUCUAUGUAGUUGAACACAUGGGGACCGUGCUGCAGCUGACCAUGAGUUUAGAGGCCAUCACCAAUGGUCCGCUUUUCGGCAUAUUUACCAUUGGCAUAUUUAUGCCGUGGAUCAGCGGCAACGCCGCUUUAACUGGCGGCGUGGUGGGCGUAAUCGCCAUGUCGUGGAUCAGCUUGAAGGCGCAAUGGGCCAUAGCGUCUGGCGCUAUUAAGUAUCAGACGAAGCUCAUCAAUGUUGACCAAUGCGACUAUCAUUUUGAUCAUACAAGCUCAUCGAUGAGCCCAUCCAAUAUGACUGAUUUGAAUGCGGCGGCAGACGAAAUAUUUCCUUUAUAUCGGAUUUCUUAUAUGUGGUACACUUGCCUAGGCACCUUGAUCACAAUUUUCAUUGCCAUUUUAUAUUCAGGCAUAGCUGGUCGUCAGAACACCAAGUCGGUGGACCCGGAGCUUCUGACGCCUUGCAUUAGAAAAUAUGUGCGAAGCAGAGGCGAAUACAUUAAAAAACCACACACAAAUGACAUGCCAUUGCAGAUGAGGGUUGGCGCGGACGAGGUCGCUUUAUAAACUCAACUUUUACUCAUUAUUUUUAAGUUUAAUUAUUUAGAGACAAUUAGACGCCAAUUUGUAUUAAAAAUAAAACGAAACCCAGUCAUUAUUAGCAAAUGUGGUGAAUUU